AUGAAUAUUGCUAGUUCAACUUUAUUAAAAAAUUUAGGACAAGUUCUUCCUUAUAAAUUAGAACAUUUAUGUUUGAUUCUUCUAUUUAAUAUAAAUGAUUUGAUAAUAUUUUUAAAAAAUUCACAAAAUACUUUUAUAGAGAAAUUAUUAAUUGGAAAUAUAAUAAAUAUAAUUCAAAAUGGUAAAAGUGAAAAUAUUUCAUAUUAUGUAAAAGAAUAUAUCAUGAAAAAAGAAAGGGUUAGAUAUUUGGCUUUUUUAGAGACAGAUCAUAAAAAUUAUGAAGAAGAUGAUGAUGAAGUUCAAAAAUAUGAUGAUUUAGGUAUGACUGCAUAUAAUUUUGUAAAGUAA
Rhizophagus irregularis DAOM 181602=DAOM 197198 is the source of this 348-nucleotide messenger RNA. RefSeq lists its product as uncharacterized. The record is from RefSeq and is a predicted model, not a curated record. NCBI's taxonomy places the organism in Eukaryota, Fungi, Glomeromycota, Glomeromycetes, Glomerales, Glomeraceae.